This is a messenger RNA of Mytilus trossulus (common blue mussel), 612 nucleotides long. RefSeq lists its product as uncharacterized. The record is from RefSeq and is a predicted model, not a curated record. NCBI's taxonomy places the organism in Eukaryota, Metazoa, Mollusca, Bivalvia, Mytilida, Mytilidae. The transcript has 4 exons. The coding region runs from base 1 to 612 and encodes 203 amino acids.
AUGUUGAGAAACAUAAAUGACAGAGAUGUAGCGUUUGAAGAAGCCAUGGAUAUUGUGUCGGAACCUAACGAAGAACACCAAGAAGUUCAGGAGACAAACAAAGGGAGGCAGUUGGAAAAUGAUCAUAUAGUUACAGAAACCGGAGAUACAUACUUCACUACGGAAACAAAUGAUAUUGCACUUUUAGAAGUCAUGCAAAAGAAUCUCGAUACCAUGGAAGGUGCAAGUCCGUAUUACAAGGAACUUUACAAAAGACGCUUUGUAAAUGAUAGCAACGAUAAAGAAAAUGCUAUUCCCACUGGAGGAAAAUCUGUUAUGAAUAGUGGGCUGAUGGAUUAUUUUCAAAAACGUCAACUAGAGAUAUAUCCUCUUGAACUGUUUUCUGACAAUUAUCAGGAUAUCUUCACUCCUACUAUUGGGGAGUAUUUGCAAUUCAAAACAAAUCCAGCUAUGAACAAAGGGACGGCAGUGUUUACAUCCGGUUUCUGGAGAGAAGGAAUAUGCCAAAACAUAAAAAAUGAUCCUUCUCGGGGAAAGAUUUUUGUUAUUAAAGACAUAAUUACAAGUUUUACAUUUGAACUAAAUAGAUAUCAGCUAAGACCAAACCAUUGA